This is a messenger RNA of Microthlaspi erraticum, 1371 nucleotides long. The record is from the annotation of a GenBank genome assembly. NCBI's taxonomy places the organism in Eukaryota, Viridiplantae, Streptophyta, Magnoliopsida, Brassicales, Brassicaceae.
AUGGAUGGCCAACUUGGUUUUGAUGGGGGAAAUUCCUUGUCACCAUGCUUGGUAGAAAAUUUCUUUGAACAAGAAGCACAUACUUCUUCUCUGAAUGAUUCAGGUAGAGGAGAUGGAUCAGAUUUAAAGGUUUGUGCUGUCAAGGCCGGAUCCAUGAUGUCCCUUGCCAUUGAUAACGCCGGGGGUCUUUGGAUGUGGGGCAAUGUUCCACCUCAAGACAGCGGAGCUGAGCCUCGGUUGUCUUUAACAAGCGUCCCGGUUCCAUUUCCUAUACCGGAGUUCCAUGGACGGACUGUUUUGAAGGUAGCGUGUGGGGAUGAACACGUUGUUGCCCUUGUUGGUCCUAAGGAUAUCAUCCACAAAGACAACAGUUAUCAGGAAUCUGUUUUGUACUCUUGGGGAAGUAAUCAUCAGGGCCAGUUAGGGCUUGGGGAUAGAGAAAGCCGUGCAAGGCCUCAGAUUGUGGAGACGUUUAACCAGGACGCUGGUCUUACAGUCUACGACAUAGCUUGUGGAUCUCACCACACAGCUCUCCUCACCCACAGGAAGGAGGCACCAACAGGACCUAGCAUUUGCUGGACAUUCGGGUUUGGAGAAAAUGGUCAGCUUGGUCAUGGAAGUACCAAGAGCUCAUCGGUUCCAGAGCCAGUUUCAGAGCUUCCAGAGCAUGCUUACUUAGUAUCUGUGGACUGUGGGUUAUUCCACACAAGCGUGGUUUCAUCUGAGGGAUACGUGUGGUCGUGGGGAAUGGAGAGGGGAUUAGGGCUAUGCCCUGAUGUCAAUUUCGCUGACGUGGAAGCAGGAGAUGACAGUAUGCCGAGAAAGAUUUCGGGUGGGUCAAGAUUCCGUGACCCGGUUCAGGUUUCUUGCGGGGCUGCACAUACAGUUCUUGUGGCAAAUGGUGGUUACAAGCUUUGGUCUUGGGGAAGAGGGAGAAAUGGAGUGCUCGGGACCGGGAAUGUUACCGAUAGUUAUGUUCCCACUCUCGUCUUCUGGCCGAAUGAGCUGAAACCGAACGAUGAAGAGGUGCAUAAACCUGAUGCUGCUGGGAAAAGCUCGCCAACAGAGGAGGUUAAGAAGCUAGAGUCAAAGCUAAUGGUGAUGGAGAGAUAUGCAAGCAUACUCCAUGGAUCCAUAUUUGGGAAACCUUUCAACGAAGAGGAAGAUAUACCGUAUUCGUUGCGGGUUUCAGGGUAUUUCGAUAUGGGAAAAGAGUGGGGAGAGAUGGUGGAGAGUGCAGAUAAGAGUCAGCUUGUGAGGCUUCAAGCUUUCUAUGAAGACAUGAUUGGGAGGGUUAAGGACAAGUUGUUGCAGAAAAGGAUUCAGGAGAUUAUGAAAGAUUGUCUUCAAUCUUCAGCCCCUAGACACUAA